Molecule: messenger RNA, 1800 nt
Organism: Saccostrea echinata
Lineage: Eukaryota; Metazoa; Mollusca; Bivalvia; Ostreida; Ostreidae
Exons: 19
Coding region: 1-1785 (594 amino acids)
Molecular function (GO): calcium ion binding
Source: RefSeq, a predicted model, not a curated record
AUGACCAAGAGACCUGUGUACAGAGAAGAGGUCGAUCUGUCAGAGAGCAGUUCAGAUGACCAAGAUGAUGAUAUGGACAAGGACAACGAUGAUUAUGAUCUGAAUGAUAUAAAUAGAGUGUCAGAGGAACUAGAACCCGAGUCACGCUCACUACAGCAGGAGAGGGGUCGACAGGAGAGACUCUCUACCUCCCUCUCUAACCAGAAGUUUCUAGAGACCCGGAGACUGGACAGAAUUAGCCGUUUGGUUUUCGAUAGGCGUAACCUCCAAACACUCCGAGAAGGAAUAUGUAGCCUGUUUGAUAUCUAUCACGACAUUCUAGAAAAAGAGUUUGAGUAUGGAUGUUACUUUAAUAAUGACGAAAUCAUAGCCAGGCUUGAUGAAGUUAAACAGAACAGUUGGGACGACAUCCGGGAACACUUUAUAGAAGACGACUACCAUUCCUAUAGCAAGGGAAACUUUACGGAUGAUGAAGUCCGGGACCCCGCCAAACUUGUCCUUGAUCUCAUUAACCAGGUCAUCAAGUGCAAAGAGGGCGUCUAUCAAAAACUGGAGCAAAAGCACACGGAGAUUGAGGAGGCGGAAAGGCGGGUAGACGAAUAUCGAGAGAAAGCCCAACAUGCGUAUGAGACGUUAAUGAAUGAGAGAAAAGAAACCACAGACAGACUCCUAGAAGCAGCGAAAACCAAAACCAAGUUAAAAUGCAUGGAACAGUUGUACGAGGAAAAGUCACAAAAGCUACAAGAAUUACAGAGGACAAGCACGGUGUGUAUGUGGGAGAGAGAACGAGAGAAAGUGGUCAAAGACUAUCAGCAAAAGAUAGAAGACCUUGAAACCGAAAUUUCCUUUCUUAAGCAGAACACGAGGAGUAUUUCUCGAAGAAUGUCGAAUAUUGACGACCAAAAUAAAAUGUUUAAAAUGAGGCAAGAGAGAAGCAAGUCCUUCCAAGAUGAGACUGUACCGGAUGUUGAUUCUUUGAAACGUGACAUUUACGUCAGAGAAAAGGAUAUAAGUCACUUAGAGGGAGAACUUUAUGAUCAACAAAAGUUGUUCAUGGGAAUGGUAGCAGGACUUAAAACCGAUAUCAGUAAAUUGAGCGAGCACUUUUAUGACGAGGAGACGUGUGAAAGAGAUCCGGAGUUUGUCAAGCUCCUCAAAAACGUCACCAAAAUCUAUGACGCCUUGGCAGAGGGGACCUUGCAACAAUCCAAACUUCUUAUGCCUCCACAUUACACAUUUCAUGAUAAAGAAGUUAAGAUAAAGAGAGUACGAAGAUUAUCGAAAGCCAAUGCCUUGCCGAGUCUAAGUUUGUCUGGAUUUUCAAAUGAUCCACUCCCAGGCAUCAGGACAAAUGGAAACGGGUCAACCGGGGAGGAAAAUUCUUCUUCAAAUCCUAGCAAACUCCAAACAUUAGAGGAAAAUCCGGUCAUUGUAGACCCAAAGACGAAUAAAAUGAAUGGAAUAGUUUAUCUACGACAUUUUGCUCACAUGUCUCAGAAGUUUAUAUUGGAACAUUGGGCAAAGUUUAGGGAGUAUGAUAAAAAUGGUGACCAAUCGUUGGAUGUUAAUGAAGUUUCUGAACUCUUACAAAGUUUAGGACUAAAGGCUCUGCACACACAAAUAGAGGAGGCUAUGGAUGAAGUCGACAUAGACAAAUCACAUUCACUAGAUUUUUACGAAUAUUUACUAGUGGUAGAUAAAAUAACUAAAAAAUCAGGAAAAGCUGCUUUAUUCCGAAAUGGAAUUAGUAAACCAGAGGGAACAAAAGUCUGCGUGAUUCAGUGAGGAAAAUUUUUGCCG